AUGGGUCCGGGGGCGGCUGUUCAGGAGGGAGAUAGGUCCCGGGAUGCUGAUCAGGUGUGGAAGGGAGAACUUGGACGCGGCCGAGCGGUGUUUGGGCGGGCGAUGGGGGUACGUAGAGGGGCUUCGGCCUCAAACGGACAGGAGGAUGCCAACAGGGGUCGGGGUCCCUGCGGAAGGGGCGGCCCCAGCCCCCCCAGUCCCCGCUCCGCGUGGCCUCUAGCCUUCCCCUUCCCUCCCCCACGGCGACCUCAGGACUCCCGAUGGGCUCUGGAACCCCGGCCCGGCCCGCCCCCGCCCAGGCCCGCCUCCCCUGACGCGCGCCCCUGGACCGCGAUCCCGGGCCAGCUCCCGCCGACGCGGCGCCGAGACCCUCCCGGGUGGGCGUCCCGAUGGACGCUCUGGCGGGCGGAGGGACGGAUGGGCCGCGGCGGACUCACCGAGCGCGGGCUUCGCUCGGGCCUGGGCCGCUCGGUCAUGGCGACCCCUGGGCUGGCGAGCGCGCCCAACGCCGCGGGCGGACCCCAUCCCGGCACCCUGCGCGCCGCGGGCGGCCGCCAUUGGUCCGCUGGAUCACGCCGGGCGUCGGUGACAAGUCACCGCUGCGGGACUCCCGGGCAGGGGCGGGGCUGUGACGCACGAGGCGGCCGAGGCCAAUCAGAAGCCGCCUGGGAUGAGCGCCCCGCCCCCGCCGUGCCCUCCAGUAACCUCGGGCCGCGGUUCCAGUCGCCUUGGCAACGGGUCGCGCAGCGUCAGGGGCGCUGCUGCGGAAAGUGCAGAAGGUGGCGGCUGCGGGGAUGCGCAUGUACGAUGCGGCCGCGGGGCAAAACGACGGCGUUCCAGACACGCAACCGUUUUAUACAGUGUCCAAGAGUACCCCCAGGUCCUGGAUUGAGGGGUGAGCUCUCAGAUGAAAGCCCCCCAUCACUGUUGGAAGCAGCCCACAUGGGGGCUGCCGUUGCUGGCUGCUGGCGGUUGCCAGGGAAGAGCCCCUGCUUUGACUGUCCAGGGGAUGUGGUGGUCAGGGCCAGCUUCUCCAUCUUCCACCUGUACAACAUCACCCUGCUUGAUUUCACUGCUCCACCAGCUGGCUUGGAGUCUUCAAAAGCAGUGCCAGGCACAGCCUGGGCUUCUCCUUCCCUCAGCGUUUCCACCUGGGGCUACUGGGCAGCCCAAGGAUUCACAUUUGCCAUGGAGGAGAUCAACAGGGACGCCCACCCUCCGAGCCUCAGGCUGGGCUUCUCCAUCCGGAACUCUGGGAACCAAUUCUGGACGCAGGGGUACUUCGUGCACGCAGAGCUCCAUGAGACCAUGAGCUUUCUCACCGGGCAGGAAGAGCCCAUCCCCAGCUACACGUGCGGGCCCAGCGCUCCCAGAGCUGAUGGAGAAGCAUGCUUGGCGUUGUCUAUGCCAAUGGCCAGGUUCCUGGGACUCUACAGGUUUCUACGGGUCAGCCCCUCCUCCACACUGGUCAGCCUCAGCGACAAGACCCAGUUCCCAUCCUUCCUUCAGACCCUGCUCAGUCACCUCACGACCACCCAUGCAGUGGUGCAGCUGAUGCUUCGCUUCCGAUGGUCUUGGCUGAGCGUCCUGGCGCAGGGGGACGACUUUGAGCUGCAGGGCAGGUCUCUGGUCGUCCAGGAGAUGGGCCAGGCUGGGGUCUGCAUUGAGUUCCAACUCCACAUCCCCACCCGGGAGUCCCCGAAGAUGAAAAACAUCAUCCGGCUGAUGGAGAGCUGUACGGCCACCAUCAUCCUGGUCUUCCUUAACAGCUAGCACUUCCGACUCAUCCUGCAGUGCCUGGCAGGCCGAGGCAUCCUGGGCCAGGUCUGUGUCAGCUGGGACACUCUGCACAUGGCGCUGGCCCUGACUGCCAGUGCCUUCUGGGUUCUGCAGGGCUCAUUCAGCCUCCUGCUUUGCAACAGCCAGCCCCCCCGACUUCUGCGCCCUGCCAGGACCCCAGAAGACAUGUUCGUAUGGAGAUUCUGGGAGGUCACCUUCAAGUGCACAUAGCCCCAUAGGAGCUGGGCGCCAGCAGGGAAAAGCACAGCGGCUGCGGGAGUCCAGUUCUGCUCAGGAAAUGAGAGUCUGAGGGUUGAGCACUACCCUUUCCAGAAGGAAAGUAAAGUACACAUCGCCUACACAGUGGUCUACGCCAUCGCCCAGGCCCUGCAGGCCCUGGCAGGCUGCAAGCAUGGGGACCAGGGGUGUGCUGAUGCCUGGGACUUCCAGCCCUGGCUGCUGCUUCGUCCUCUCAAGAACGUGCAUUUCAAGACCCCUGAUGGGACAGAGAUCAUGUUUGAUGCCAACGGAGAUUUAAUUACAGAAUUUGAUGUUUUCCAUGGACAGAAGACCGCUGAGGGCUGAUUCCACUUUGUCCACAUAGGCAUAGUCAACCCGUGAGCCCCUCUGGGAGACAGAAUGACAGUGCAUGUGACGAAGGAGGACCGGAUGGGGGAUUUGAGAAGCCUGCUGAUCAGCGUCUGCAAUGAGCAGUGUCUCAUUGUGUCUUUUGGGGACAUGCAGAAACGUGCUGUAUUGACUCAAGGUUUAAUGGAGUUAGGGCUGUGCAGGAUGUGCCUUGGUAAACAUGUGUUUGCAGGCAAUAUGCCUGGUACGAAGAGAUGUCUUCUGUGCCCAGAGGAGCAGUACUCGAGUUGCACCAGAGAUGGCUGCCUGCCCAGGACAGAGACCUUCCUGGCCUUUGACGACCCCCUGGGACUCACGCUCGCCUUGGUGGCGCUCACGCUGGCCAGCCUGGCAGUGCUGGUCCUCAGACUGUUCCUGAAGCACUGAGACACACCUGUGGUCAGGGCCAACAACAGAGCUCUCAGCUACACGCUGCUCACCUCCCUGACCCUCUGUGCCCUCUGUCCCUUGCCUUUCCUUGGUUGUCCCACAGCUGCCACCUGCCUCCUCUGCCAGACCACAAUUGCUGUUGUGUUCACCAUGGCUGUCUCUUCCGUCCUGGCCGAGACCCUCACUGUGGUCCUGGCCUUCAGGGUCACCAGGCCAGGUGACAGGGACUGGGUGUGCCUGAGACCUGGCGCUUCCACCUCGGUGGUCCUUGCUGCUUCCUUGGUGCAGGUUGUUCUCUGUGGCAUCUGGCUGGGCACUUCCCCACCAUUCCCAGACGGGGACAUGGCCUCAGAGCCCAGCCACGUUGUCAUCCAGUGCUGAGAGGGCUCUGCUGUCGUUUUCUCCUGUGUGCUGGGCUACCUGGGCCUCCUGGCUGCGGGCACCUUUGUGGCCUUCCUGGCCAGGGGUCUGCCAGACGCCUUCAACGAGUCCAAGUUUAUCACCUUCAGCAUGCUGCUGUUCUGCAGCUCCCGGACAACCUUCCUGCCCCUGUACCACAGUGCACAGGGCAAGUCCACUGUGGCCGUGGAGAUCUUUUCCAUCCUGGUUUCCAUGGCAGGGCUGCUGGGUGGUAUCUGCCCCAAGUGUUACGUCAUCCUGCUAAAGCCCGAGCGGAAUGCCCCAGACUGGGUGAGGCGAGGACGCCGGCAUCGGUGGGAAACGUGGAGCCAGGAGCUCCUCAAGAUGCGAGCGCCGUGGGAGGGAGGGAGGGCGGGUGCACAGCCGGAGGCCCCCCGGGGCUGGAGGAGGCGCUUGCCGCCUGACGGUUCCCCCAACAUCCCCGGGGCCGCGACGGAAGUGGCUGAGGCCAACCGAGGGCCCAAAGCGCCGGGCAAGCGCUGCGCCCGUGGCUUCCGCUGGGCGGGACCCGCUGGGCUGGUGUUCGGGGGUGGCGGCCUGGAGCCCACACAUCCGGGCGGCGCCAUACGCAAGCACGGGUUACGUCAUCGGCUGGGCGCCGAGCCCAAGCGGCGCGUUACCCAGGCGGGACCGAACGAGGUGAGGCAGCCCAGGCCACAGGGUGCGCCACCAUCGUCUGGCAUUUUGAUGCCAAAGGACGGGCAGCCAGACGAGCAUCAGCGUCAGGGCGGAGAGGCGCCUGUGCCCCGGAGCCAGGAUGCAGCGCCUGGGGAGAGUCAUUGCCUCCCGCUGGCAUCCCAAGCCCGCCCGCUUCUCCGGCCUAGAAUGCGGGGUGAGUCUCCAAUCCGUUUGGCCGUGGCACCUUUUCCACCACUGGGCCGCCGCUACUUGGGCUGGGUGAAAGGUGCCGAGAGGAGCAUGGGUGUGGAAGUCCUGUCAGCUAAGAAAUAA
Messenger RNA from Gorilla gorilla gorilla (western lowland gorilla), 4167 nucleotides. Its product is annotated as vomeronasal type-2 receptor 26. Gene Ontology annotation, biological process: G protein-coupled receptor signaling pathway. The record is from RefSeq and is a predicted model, not a curated record. Gene Ontology annotation, cellular component: plasma membrane. Gene Ontology annotation, molecular function: G protein-coupled receptor activity. NCBI's taxonomy places the organism in Eukaryota, Metazoa, Chordata, Mammalia, Primates, Hominidae.